This is a messenger RNA of Aspergillus brunneoviolaceus CBS 621.78, 755 nucleotides long. RefSeq lists its product as uncharacterized. NCBI's taxonomy places the organism in Eukaryota, Fungi, Ascomycota, Eurotiomycetes, Eurotiales, Aspergillaceae. The record is from RefSeq and is a predicted model, not a curated record. The coding region runs from base 159 to 581 and encodes 140 amino acids. The transcript has 3 exons.
CGAUGUCUGGCUGAGGUGAUUUCCCAAGUAUAAAAGAAUGACUUCCUCGACUGAAGAACGACAGCAGUAAAGUAUCCGCGACAAUAAUUAUCUAUCCCGCAAACCAAUCCUCGACAAAGUCCCAGUUCGCACAUCAACUAUUCGAUAAAUCAGUCAAUAUGGGCUGGCUCGGUACCCUUGGACCUGUGUACGGCGACCACGCAAGUGACAAACCCGACAACACCAUCCCAGUUCUCAACAACGACAAUGGGGACAUUAAUGCCGGGUACGGUGGAAAAUUCGUCUGGCUGGUGGCCCAGUACCACGCGGAGCGAGGCACCGGCAUCUCCGACAUCCGGGUCGUCUUCUCUGACCACGCACGCGAGGGGGCCUUGGACCUGGCCAAGGGAGCGGGCGGGCUGUAUCGGUACUUGGAGUUUCGCUAUGGCGGCGAGGGCGAGCGGCAUGUGAGGCAGGUGGUGCUUGCGCGGCGGAGCGAGCCCAUGAAUGCGGCCACCGCGCAGAGGCUGGGCUUCCAGGGCUUCAGCGACAAUAUCGACCACGGUCGCGGGUCGUUCAUAUACUUGCUGUGGAAUUAUUGAUCCGUACUGUUGCUGAGCGGUUGCGGGAUUGGUGAUUGGAGGCAACGAUUUGUUGUUCGACUAGUGGGUACAGUGAGGGCGGGCAAGUGAGGUUGAAAUUUCUAGAUAGUGAAGUGGAGUGGGUUUCGAUGCUUGCGAUGUUUUGAGUCUCUACCGUAACCCUGUAAGAAACGU